AUGUCUCAAGUCACCCCCGCCGACGAGAAGGCCAACACGGCGCACGUCGAGUCCGUCGCCACCCCCCGCGAAGACGACGGCGUCAUCAUCCAAAAGGCCACGCAGUACCACGACGCGCAGCUCAAGUCGGACCACGACAUGCUCGGGACGUGGGACGCCGUCAAGAAGUUCCGGCGGGUGACGCUGAUCUGUGCGAUUGCGGGGUUCGCGGCGGCCACAGACGGCUACCAGCACCAGAUGGUCGCGUCCAUCGUGGCCAACAAGGGCUUUAUCCGGCAGUUCGCCGCGGCCGGCCAGGCCAAGAUCAACCCGUCGUGGGUGUCGUCCUUUGGCGGCAUCUACUCUGCCGGCCAAGUGAUUGGGCAGUUUUCCAUCCAGUUCGUCGCGGACGGGUUUGGGCGCAAGAUGGCCAUGUACACUUUUAUUGUGGGGCUGAUCAUCGCCGCGAUCGUCGAGUGCGUGUCCACCGUCUGGUGGCACUGGACCAUCGCCAAGCUCAUCGGCGGCAUCGCCGUCGGCUCGGUGCAGGCCACGCUUCCAGUGUACAUCAACGAGCUUGCGCCGGCCCAGAUCCGCGGGUUCCUCGUGGUCACGUACAGCAUGUGGUUCUCGUUUGGCACGCUCUGCGCAAGCCUGGCACUCAAGGCGCGCGCCGACACGAACCCGAUGGACUGGAAGACGAUGAUCUACAGCCAGUUCGGGAUGAUCGGCCUUGGCUUCCUGCUCGUAGUGUUCUUGCCCGAGUCGCCGUGGUGGCUCGUCCGCAAGGGCAAGGUCGAGCGCGCGCGCGCCAUGCUCGAGAAGAACUUUAAGGGCGUGGCCGGGUACGACGUCGACGCCGAGGUGUCCAUCAUCGCUGCCACCAUCAAGGUCCAACACCAGUGGGACGUCGCCGCCAAGGCCGAGGGCCCGUUCGCCAUGCUGCAGGGCCUCAACCUCAAGCGGUUUUUGAUCGGCUCGUGGCCCAAGGUCCUGCAGCAGUUUGUCGGCCUCGCAAUCUUCGGCUCGUACUCGGCCUACUUCUUCCAGCUCGCGGGCAACAAGGACCCGUUUCUUGUUACCGUGAUCAUGGGGUGCCUGUCCAUCGCGGCCGUGUUUAUCGACUCGCUGCUCGUCGACAAGAUUGGCCGGCGCAGGAUGACGCUCAUCGGGUUCACGGGCGCGUGUACCGGCAUGGUAUUGAUGGCGAUUGUCGGCUGUCUCGACUAUGCGCGCCCGAGCCUCGGCGCGCUGCUCGUGUUCGCGGGCUGCCUGGCAAACUUCUUCAACACGUUCCAGUCGUCCACGUCGUACGCGUACCUCACUGAGAUGCCCGAGCUGCGCUUCAAGGCCCGCGCGACAGGCUGGGGACUGGCGUACUGCAACCUCUACGCGAUUCUCAUCAACUUUACCGUCCCGCUCAUGAUCCAGGCGUGGAAGGUCAAGUCGGCCUUCUUCUUCGUCUGCCUCGGCAUCCCCGGCACAGUGGUCGCGUACUUCAUCAUGCCCGAGUCGAUGGGCCGCAGCCCCGCCGAGAUCCAGGAGAUGUUCGUCGACCGCGUCCCGCUGCGCAAGUGGAAGGGGUACAAGACUGAUGUGGAGAAAGACCUCGAGGCGAGGAUGGGGCAGGGUGAGGAGUAG
Messenger RNA from Vanrija pseudolonga, 1620 nucleotides. It is a transcript of the gene KHT2, whose product is annotated as Hexose transporter 2. Lineage: Eukaryota; Fungi; Basidiomycota; Tremellomycetes; Trichosporonales; Trichosporonaceae. The record is from RefSeq and is a predicted model, not a curated record. The transcript is spliced from 3 exons. The coding region runs from base 1 to 1620 and encodes 539 amino acids. Gene Ontology annotation, cellular component: membrane. Gene Ontology annotation, biological process: transmembrane transport; carbohydrate transport. Gene Ontology annotation, molecular function: carbohydrate:proton symporter activity.